AUGACGACAAACACAGAGCCCGGCCCUGAACAGGGCUUUACUGGCCCCUCCUCAACCCCCGAGAAACUAAUCCCUUCACAACCAUCACUUGGUGACUCAAAGACCCUUCGUGCUUCAGACACCCCUUUCGCUCCUUCCAUCACUGCGGAAGCAACUGCAACACUUGCACCAACAACAACAGAACUGGAACAAGCCUCCAUCUCCUCCACACUUGCGAGUCGUGCUUCCUCAGCUCGGGACCUCCAAAACAACGACGACGGUGACAGCCAGCAAGGAAACUCUGCCUCUGACGAAAAACCCGAUUCUGAGAACAACGAUGCUGAUGCUAGCAAUGAUGACAACGAUAUGUACGGGGACGAUGUGAUCGUCCCCGUGGAGUUGACAGUGCUUCCCGACAGCAUCCUCGAGGCAAUUCCGGACGAGGUCUGGUGUCUCUUGCUCUCGUUCGUCCCGCCUGCCAAGUUGAUCACAUUGACUCGAGUCUGUCGACGAUGGAAACUGAUGAUCGAACGAGACCUGGUCGCGAGUUAUUGGAAGGUACUUACCGUCCAGGCCGAACUUCUGGACCACUCCUUGUCACCGGAUCUGGAUGUGGACUCUAAGCAUGCCGAGAUGCCGAUUGGGUUUAUCAAGACGUUCCCGGAACUUGUGCUUGGUCACACGCUAGUUAUUUGUGAGCUAUGUCUGAUGCGGUCCAAGCGUGGGUGUGGGUCUGCGAUUCCCUUACCGGUCGAUCGACAGGACACUCUGGGACGUGUCUGGAUGUGUCGCCCCUGUCGACGAGACUAUUAUGACCGCUACCCAGAACCCGAGAGAGUGUACAAGGCUGAGGACCAGGUCUCGUUGUAUGGCCUCCCGGGACACCCGCCCAAAGUGGCUCGCUCUACGGGUCCACCUGCUCCCCGUCGUCCGUAUUACUAUCCACGUGAGCACUGGGGUGGUGGGGGUCGUUAUUAUGGGGGCUCUGAUUCGUCUGAUGAGUUUAAUGAGUUUGAUGAGUUUGAUGAGUUUGAUUCGACGGAUGAUGAGUAUUGGGAUUCGGAUGGGGAUCUUUACUUUGCGACGGAGGCGGAUUUGGAAGAGGAUGAGCUGUGGUCGAGGGAGGCGGAUGCUCGUGAGGCUGCCGCUGAGGAGGCUGCUCAGGUUCUGAUGGGUGUCAUUCAGGGUGAUACUAAAGAUGACGGACAAAGGGUUCAGGACUCUGGAGCCACUGAGGGCGGUCAAGUCGGUCAGGGAGACGAGUCGUCUAGUGCAACCAUCGACGGCAAGCCUGCAUGGGAUGAACAGCCAGAGAUCCAGGAGGCUACUGCUACCGAGGGCAGCUUGGUCGGCCAAAGCAGCGAUAUCCGAUGCACCUCAGUGGAUGGCGGAUAUGAUGCUGAUGGAGAGCCAGUGAUCAAGUCGGCCACUACUGGUUUUGAGGCUGAGCUUGAGGACGAACAGGGUAUGGACGAUGAGGAUGAAGGAGAAGGCGAUGAGGUGGAGGAGGAAGACGAGGUCGGCGAGGAGGAUGGGGAGAUGUCCUAUGAUGAGAGCGAUCGGUCUGGCGACGGCGAGGAAGAGGAAGAGGAGGAGGUGGAGACAAAGGAGACCCAGACGCCAGCAAACCAAUCGAUCGUCCAAGAAGCUCGCCGCCACCACGGCGGUGACAUCGGAAUCCAAGCCCACAGCAGCAGCAACAUCCAACUUCGAGAGAGACUCCAACCCCUGCGCAACCGCCUCAUGCAGACCCGCCUACGCCUACUCGGCCUCCAACUCCGCAACGACUCGAAGCUCUGCCAGGACUACCUCAACGGCCUCAGGGACGACCCCUUCAAGAUCGCCGACGUUAUGAAACAGAUGCAGUGGUACUUUUCCGGGACCGCGUACUCUUCUUACAUCGAGGACAGCGACUCGUCGACGGCGAAAUCGGCGGCCAUGGAGGAGUGGAUUGAAGAUUCGAUUGCGAAACAUGGCGAGAAUGCCAAGAAGGCGUAUCGUGGGCUUGGGGAGGAUCAGGACCUGGAGGAUGCAGUUGUGAAUGUCAUGGAUCCUAAGCAGCCGCCCAAGAGCCUUUGGGGAGUGUUGGAUUUGUGGAUUGACCAUCGGUUGAAGGGCGAUCAGGGCUAUUCGCCGGCCUUGGAGACCUUUGCCGUUGUCGUCGCUACCGACGAUCUCCAGGACUAA
This is a messenger RNA of Linnemannia hyalina, 2166 nucleotides long. The record is from the annotation of a GenBank genome assembly. Lineage: Eukaryota; Fungi; Mortierellomycota; Mortierellomycetes; Mortierellales; Mortierellaceae.